UGAUUGACAAAAAAGACAAUAAAAAUAAAAAUAAAACAAAGGAGGAAAGGUGCGGAGGAAAGGAAAGGUAUCGCAUCGCGUGAAGGAAGUAUAUGGAAGGAAAAACGCACCAGAGAUCACGACACGACGACAUAUAUUGACGUAUAUAUAUAUAUACAUACACGGUCGUAUAUGUAUAUGCACACAUUACAGUAGUGGUAGAUUUCGGAGUAUGAAUGAAUCGCGUAUAUAAGAGGCGAGAGUGAGAGGGGUUGUGUUGCGUGCCUGCUACUUUGAUUUGGAGGAGUGGGAACCCUAGACUGCUCUCAUUUGGUUCGUGUUGACAGAUUUUUGGUGGAAUCUCCAGUCUUCUUUUUGUUUCAGUUUGGAGUUGAAUCACUUUGAGAGAUCUGUUUCUUGACGAUCGUUUGCCAUCAGUCCUCGAUUGAUUUAACAGUUUUCUCCCGGUGCUAGACCGCUUCAACUGCUGGAAUAAGCAGAAAACUGGCAGCAACAGUAUCCUGUGAGGCGUGUGGUGGGAAGCCAGUGCUUGUUAGGCUGGCUUGCAACUUUCAAAUCUUGUCGACCCUGAUUUGACUUCGAGCUUUGUAAAAGUUAACAGGAGUAAUUGAGGCAGGCUAGGAAACCAGUUUCCGUGAGCUGGGGGUGAGGUGAAGCUGCUUAAGAAAGGUUAAGAUAGUGUGAACAUGUCAGUUCCUGAUUCUGAGAAGCUAGGAGUAAGUGUUCUUGGAUGCCAAGUCAAUGAGAAGGUAGAGUACGUGCCAAUUAAGAAAAGGAGACAUAUGCUACAAUCAGUAUCUCCGCCACCUAGAGCCCCUACACUACAUCCUGGAGAGAGUAAAAUCCUAUCUAAGAAUGAAUCUUUGGGUAUUAAUAACUCUCCUUCCAUGGUAGAUAUGGGUGAAAUUCUUGAUAUUAAAAGUAGUACUGAUGAUAAGAACUUUGUGAGGAUAGAUAGAAUACCAGAUGGAAUCAAAGACUUAUCAGGAAUUUCAAUGCUUGUCGCUGCUGCCCAUGGCAAGAGUUCUGAAGGUGAUGAUGAACGCAUUGUGGAGGGUUAUCCUUUUGGUGUUUCUAUGAAAAAAGAAUCAUGUUCUUUGUCAAAAGGAGUCUUCCAAGAAGAUGUUCAAGAUUCUUCUGAAAUUCCAACAAAUGUAGCUGGAUCAUGUAUCUCUGCAGUGCCUGUAGAGGAUCUCACGGCUGCUUUUAGGAGAGAGAAGUCUCUUAUGGAUGCUCUUCUCCAUGCGAACAAUUUGGAAGGUAGUUCUGCGCAGGAUCAUUCUGGUUCAGGAUUGAAGGACAACUUGACCAAUAAGGAUGAAAGACCAGAUAGGAUGCAGAAACAUUCUUCAGGAGAUGAACGGUUACAUUGGGAUUUAAAUACUGAUAUGGAUGCAUGGGAAUUUCCGUUUGAUUAUCAAUCUGUAGAUUGUCAGACUGACGUUGCAGAUGAGAUAUCUGGUGAUGUCAAGGGUGGUACUGCUAGUGAUGAGAAGGUGAAUUCUGAAAUUAGUGAAAUGCAAGUGGAACCUGGGGCUGCUAAGCAUGAGACCAAUGAUGAAAUGCAUCGGUCAAACCUAGAGGAACUUGAGCCAGGUGCAUGCACUCAUAUUCAAAAUGUUUUAAAUGGAGACUUAUCUCAGUUACAUGAUGACAGAAAUAUUUCUAAUGAAAAGAUUUCUUCGGCAUCCCGUGAGCCUAGAGGGAUGUGGCCCUCUGAUAAUAUUCAUAAAGACCCCACUAGUCAGCUAGAUGAAUUUGGCUUAUCCCAAUCUCAUCCCACAGGUUUUGAGAUGGUCCCCUCCAGUAUGUUUGAUGGUGACCUUUCUCAAUUACCUGUGAACAUGAAGGUACAACAGAGCAACGGUUCUAAUUCUGAAAUCAAUAAACAAGCAUGCAGUGACAGUGAGGAACAGAAGACAUGGUCCUCAGGAAAGUCCGCAGCCUUUUCACUCACCUCUGCUGUUUGUGAUUCUUGCGUAACCUGUGGCUGCUACUCUGUUGGCAUUGUAAAUAUUUCCAAUAAGAUGGAUAUGGAACAUCCUUUGCGUGAUGGAUAUGAUUAUGAUGAUUCUAGUGAUGACUGUGCUGCUCUGAAAGUGAGUGGGGAUGGAAAAGAUCAUGAUGUUGAGUUUGAAGAUGGAGAAGUCAGGGAAUCAAUCAUUCAUACUGGGGAAUAUUAUGAUGGUGAGGAUCUAGAAGCUGAUAAUUUGGGGUUUGAUGCAGAACAGCUGAUGGAGAACACACUAGAUAGGGCUAGUAAGGAAGUAGCAUUGAGGAGCGAAAGCAGUGUGUUAGAGAUGAGUGAAAAUGCUGAUAACAAACUGGAAGCAGCUGGCGAGAAGGGAAUCGUAGAUAGUGUAACUGGUAGAGCCAAUGCGGAGUCAGAAAGUCAACUAGCUGAUUCUAAAACAAAUAUUUCUGAAAAAGAUCAGUUGGAUUUUAAAAUUUUAGAUGCUCUUACUGGAAUAAGCGAUGGUAUCAGUAAAAGGACUGGUGCUGACAUGUAUAAAUCAGAUGCCGAAGAUACGGAAGCAAGGAGAGCAUCAAGGAUAGAGUUGCAGUCGCAUGUAGAAGAAAAUGGACUCCCCCACCAGCGAAGCAGCUUUUGUAGGAAAACUGGAUAUGUUGACUCCUUUAGUAGGGGCAGAUAUACUCAUCAUGCUUAUCCUAGAAGGAGAGAAGCAGAUCGUUGGGUUGAUUACAGCAAUAGGGGCUUUAAACACCAUCAUUCAACUCAAUAUCCUGGCUCAAGGUCUUUUCAUCGGAUUGGGACAGAAAAUGGUUUCUUUGACAGGGAAUCAUUGAGGACUUCUUCACCUGCUGUUCGUCAGCAUUUCACAAGAAUUGGAUCACCAGAUGAUCGGGAUCAGACUUUUAGUAUGCAUAGGGGUAGACAUAUCACCUUUGGUAGGGGCAGGUCUGGGAAAUAUAUUCCGCGGGAUGAUUGGAGAGGCCCCAGGAGAAGAUACCUUAGUUCCACACCCAACGGCUUUGUGGAACCUCCUUUGACUAAUUCUUAUUCUUCAUCAAGGCGGGACAGAAGCAUUUCUCCAGCUGAAGCAAGGGGGAUUCAUCAUGUACAUCGAGCCUGCACUAAAUCUCCAUUAAGAUCCAGAACCCGCUCUCCAGAUCAUGCUAAUUCAAGUUCUAGACACCGAAGUAGAUCUCCAACUUUCAGAUCGGAAGUCGGAAUGCAGAGGCUGAGAUCACCUAGUCAACGGUCUGGUUUUGUGCGUGACCAUGUGGUAGGAUUUAGGUCAAUGUUGAGAAACAAUGGUUCCCCUCCACGCAAUUCCAAAUGGUUUGGUGAUAGGAAUAAUGAAGCAAUUCAUUUCAGAGAGAGACGUUAUAAUCAGCAUGCUUCAUUUCUAGAGAGAUCACCUCGGAGAUCUGAAAGUUCUAGAGAUGGCAGGUUUGGCAAAGGGGAUUUCCCCAAAAAUUACAGAUCUAUGCAUAUGGGAAAGUUUUCGGAUAUCAGGGGCAAUAAUGGUGAUAGAUAUGGGCUGGUUCAUACUGUGAAUCAUUUCGAUACGGAUGAAUCCAGGAAGAGAUUUUUUUAUGGUGUUGAAGAGGGGGUGGUGAAAGCGCAAAAUUUUCUAUACAGGGAUGCUUCAGACCGUCGUGGGAGAGUGAAUCCUAAGGAUUCUGGAUGGGGCAUGGAAUAUCAGAUUGGUGAUGUACCUAAAAAACUUAGAGGGGCUAAAGACUUUGUCACAUAUCAAGAAGAUGAAAAAAAUGAGAAGUCAACUGGAAAACGGGAAGUUGAUGGCCAACUUACUGAGGAUAAAGAGCCAGUCACAUAUCAACAAGAUGAAAAGAAUGAUGCUGAAUUGGAGUCAUGUGGAAAACAGGAAGGUGACAGCGAACUUAGAGGGGAUAAAGAGCCAGUAACAUAUCAUCAAGAUGAAAAAAAUGAUGCUGAAAUGAAGUCAUCAGGGAAACGGGAGAGUGAUGGUGCUAUAGCUCUUGAUAAUCCCUAGUUGCUGAUUACCAAAUACCCCCUUAUAGGUGGGGUACAUUUGCUGGUAGAUUCAGAAAACAUUAGAGCAAUUAUACUUUUGUCCUUAUCUUUAUUUUCAUCAAUAAUGCGUAAAAAUCCUGGGGGAUCGGCUCUGGCAUUUACUGUUAUUAUUUACCUUUUUUUGAAUCUUCAAGAUGGCUUAGGGUUUUCUUCUUUUGGCCUUUCCUUUUAAAUAUCUUUCCUAAUAAUUUGUUAAGCAAUCUCUUUGAUGGGCUGAUGAAAUAUCAUCGAAUCAAUGAGAAAUCUUCUUUCUUUUUUUUUCAUGGAUUUGUUAGAAAGUAAUCUGAUGGUUCAUUGUAACCAUCAACAUUAUUGCCUUGGUUGGCCUAUGGAGGAUCAGUUAAUGCAUUAAACAAGGUUUUUUUAA
Messenger RNA from Tripterygium wilfordii, 4391 nucleotides. RefSeq lists its product as uncharacterized. The transcript has 4 exons. NCBI's taxonomy places the organism in Eukaryota, Viridiplantae, Streptophyta, Magnoliopsida, Celastrales, Celastraceae. The record is from RefSeq and is a predicted model, not a curated record. Bases 687 to 3983 code for a protein of 1098 amino acids.